Messenger RNA from Nipponia nippon (crested ibis), 1359 nucleotides. The record is from RefSeq and is a predicted model, not a curated record. Lineage: Eukaryota; Metazoa; Chordata; Aves; Pelecaniformes; Threskiornithidae.
AUGUCGUUGAUCGGUUGGAACAAGACAUGGUCCUGGCUUGCACAGGUUUUCCCUGUGGUAAUAAAUGCAGGGAAGAGCACGCACAAUGAAGAUCAAGCCAGCUGUGAAGUCCUCUUUGUCAAGAAGAAAGCUGGAGGCGCUAAUUCUACACCAAACAAGAACUCAUCAACAAAACGGAGGUCGUCGCUGCCCAAUGGAGAAGGUCUCCAGCUGAAAGACAAUUCGGACACAGAUGGGAUCAACCUGUACUACUGGUCCCUGUUUGAUGGACACGCAGGGUCGGGGGCAGCUGUGGUCGCUUCCAAACUGCUGCAGCACCAUAUCCUGGAGCAGCUGCAGGAGAUCGUGGACAUCCUGAGGAACACAGCCGUCCUCCCGCCCACCUGCCUGGGAGAGGAGCCCGAUAACCCGGCCACCAACAGCAGGACACUGACACGGGCAGCCUCCCUGCGUGGUGGUGUGGGAGCCCCAGGCUCGCCCAGCACCCCUCCAACACGCUUCUUCACUGAGAAGAAAAUCCCACAUGAGUGCCUGGUUAUUGGGGCCAUAGAAAGUGCAUUCAAGGAAAUGGAUUUGCAAAUAGAACGAGAGAGGACCGUGUAUAAUAUUUCUGGCGGCUGCACAGCCCUUGUGGUGGUGUAUUUACUGGGGAAGCUUUAUGUGGCAAACGCUGGUGAUAGCAGGGCUAUAAUAAUACGAAACGGUGAAGUCAUUCCAAUGUCUUCAGAAUUCACGCCAGAGACUGAACGCCAGCGACUGCAGUAUCUGGCUUACAUGCAGCCCCACUUGCUGGGAAAUGAGUUCACACAUUUAGAGUUUCCACGGAGGGUGCAGCGCAAGGAAGUUGGAAAGAGGAUGCUCUACCGUGACUUCAACAUGACUGGCUGGGCAUAUAAAACCAUUGAGGAAGAUGACUUGAAGUUUCCCCUUAUAUACGGAGAAGGCAAGAAGGCUCGAGUUAUGGCAACAAUUGGAGUGACCCGAGGACUGGGAGACCAUGACCUGAAAGUGCACGACUCCAAUAUAUACAUCAAACCUUUCCUGUCCUCAUCUCCCGAGGUGAGAGUCUAUGACCUCCUGCAGUAUGAGCAUGGGCCAGAUGAUGUUCUGAUCCUAGCUACUGAUGGACUCUGGGAUGUGCUGUUAAAUGAAGAAGUGGCAGAAGCUAUCACUAACUUUCUACCAAACUGUGACCCCGAUGAUCCCCACAGGUACACGCUGGCGGCACAGGACCUGGUGAUGCGAGCCAGGGGAGUGCUGAAGGACCGGGGCUGGCGAAUAUCCAACGACAGGCUGGGCUCUGGAGACGACAUCUCUGUCUACGUCAUCCCUCUAAUACACGGGAACAAACAGUCGUGA